Messenger RNA from Papilio xuthus (Asian swallowtail), 1897 nucleotides. RefSeq names its product G-protein coupled receptor Mth2-like. The record is from RefSeq and is a predicted model, not a curated record. Gene Ontology annotation, cellular component: membrane. NCBI's taxonomy places the organism in Eukaryota, Metazoa, Arthropoda, Insecta, Lepidoptera, Papilionidae. The coding region runs from base 84 to 1388 and encodes 434 amino acids. The transcript has 8 exons. Gene Ontology annotation, molecular function: transmembrane signaling receptor activity. Gene Ontology annotation, biological process: cell surface receptor signaling pathway.
ACAAGGAGGCGUGCGCGCGCCGGUUCAUUACUUGCCGGCAAUUCGUUCAAUUUACGUAGAAUUUUAAGUUUUUAUUGAAAGUAAUGCUUUACAAAGAACAAGUGAAAAUGAACAAAAUGUCAGGCUUUGUUAUAAUGCUUGUAAUUAUUUUAAGUGCAAUAUAUGUUGACUCAAGCGAGUUUUGUUGUAAACCAGGCCAGUUUAUAUAUAAGGGCGUAAACAGAACUAGAACAUGUUAUGAUCCUGUAUCGGGAACUAAUUCUGAAGUGCUAAUUACUUGUGAGAUAAAUGUGUUAUUAGUUGAAGACGAUACGUAUACAUUUAGUGUGAACGAUGAGAAAUAUUUGGUUAUCAGUAUGCCUAACUUUCAAUCUGAAUUGGAGCCUGAAACAUUUUGCAUUGGCAAUUAUUCUAUAAGUACGAACACAUCUUCGUUACUGAAUGCGAGGAAAGCAGCCAUCAUUUGCGAGGUAGACGAAGAGAAUGCAAUAGUUGAUCAAAGCGUAUUGGCGUACUGUAUGCUUGUGUCAGUCAUUUUUCUAACUCUGACAGCUAUUGUCUACAUUGCACUACCUGAAGUAAGGGAUUUGAACGGAAAGAGUAUCAUAUGUUUCUGCAUCUCUCUCGCUCUUGGUUUGCUCUGUUUGGCGAUUAUGAAUCUCAUUAGCUCAUACUCCGACAUGAAUCUCUGCGCAACUCGAGGUUUUCUCACGUAUUACUUUUUCAUUGCAAGUUUCUUCUGGACCAAUGCUAUAUCAAUACAGAUCCUUCGUAACAUGAGACGUCCAUUAACAGUGGACUACGGUUGGAAGGAGUUUGCGUGGUACGCCCUGUAUGCGUGGGGAGCAAGCGCCGCGAUAACUAUAGCCAUGGCCAUUGUAAACUUCCUUCCUGGGAAUCAUCAGAAGCCCGGAAUAGGAUUGAACCAUUGCUGGUUUUUCGACAAGAAGCAGCAGUGGUACUACAUGUACAGUGUGAUGUCAAUCCUGAUCUCAGCCAACAUCUGCAUCUUCGUGUACACCUCAGUGCUGCUCUGGCGGCAGAGCUUCGCAUCUACGCAUCUCAAGGCCCUUAAAUACAAAUUCAUGAUGACUGUCAGAUUGUUCAUCAUAAUGGGAGUUCCGUGGGUCUUCGAGAUGAUAAGUUCAGUUUCGAAUAAAAGUAUUAUUUGGGUAAUACUGGACUUUGUGAACGUGCUGCAAGGUCCGCUGAUCUUCUUGGUGCUGGUGGUGCUGCGGAGACGCGUGGUGAAGGCGCUGUUGCGGCGCGGCGUGCUCGACUGCCUCGCGCCGCACGUGGAGCGACAUCUCGCGCUCGCUGACGACGACGAGGACGUCAUACAACAUACCAUGGAUGUGCCGAUGGACGAGAAAGUCACUAUCAAUUAGGCCAUGAUUUUACUAUACACAUACUAAUGAUAGCCGCUGACUGUAACCAGGUUUAGAAUAAGCCUCGAAGAACGCCCAAAUACCUACUGUAUUUUUGAUCUGCGACUCGACUUGAACACUUUUAUAAUGUCUUCAAACUGUAUUUGCCAAGGGGAAGGUUUGGAAUGAAUCUAAGGAGCUUAUUACUGUAAUACUAUAGGGCAAAACUAUAAUAUUGUGAAGUACAAACAGUACCUAAUUUUAUUGAUUAAUUUUAAUAAUUUUAAUAAUAGUGAAUCGAAUGUAGAAAUGAUGUAGGUUAAAUUCUACGUGCAAAUAUCCGACUUGGGUUUGUAAAGUACCGGAAUAGUAAAAUUCCCAAACUAAACUUUAAAAAAACCGAUAGCAGUAAGAAUACAAGAAUGCAUCAGUACCAAACUAGUCAAAAAACUUUACCUUAAAUAUUUCAUAUAUGUUACGUUAUUAACACAGAAAUAAUUAAAUAAAAUAUUAUUUUAAUUUAUGAUACA